GUUCGGCCCUGGUGAACAGCUGAGCGUGUAUAACAACGCACAAUAACAACAAGUCUUAAAAAUUAUUAAAUCUUUUAUCUUGGCUGCUGCCAGCGAGCGUUUAAUCGUAGCGCCCGACUCCAAAAUCCCCACCGAGUGCGAUAAAUUCAGUUGUGACCAAGAGACUGUGCGACACAGGCCGUAGAAAGCUUAAUUUCCCGCUUUUCAGUCAGUGGCCUUCCUAAAAACAACAACAACUGGGCCAAUAACACAUCAUCUAUUUACUGAAAAAGCCACUUAACCCAACGAAUGCAAUGCGAUUAACUCGCUAAUCUCGGCGAAGAUGCGCGGAAUUGAGGGCAAAGUCGUUGUUCUAGGCUCGCGAGGUGUGGGCAAAACGCGUUUGGUCAUCAGGUACAUAAAAAACACUCUGCACAGGAGCGAGAGCGAGGUUCCAACGAUAGCCGUGUCCUUCUUCACGUGCAACAUCAUCCUGGACGAGGUCAAAAUUAAAUUGCAAAUUUGGGACACAGCUGGCCAGGAGCGGUAUCGGGCGGUGGCGCCCAUGUAUUACAGGAAUGCCAACGCUGCCAUUCUGGUCUUUGACCUGACGCAGUACAAAACCUUCACGGAGAUAAAGUCUUGGAUCCAGGAGCUGCACCGCAAUGUCCAGGAUCCGAUGAUACUGACGCUGGUGGGGAACAAGAUGGAUAUGCAGGCUCAGCGAGCGGUUUCCCGCGAAGAGGCUUUCGUCUUUGCCACCUCCAUUGGGGCCACCUACUUUGAAACCUCCACGGAAACGGAUCAGGGACUCGAGCAGGUUUUCAUAUCCACGGCUCAGGGAUUGGUUCGACUGGCGGACGAGGGCAAGAGCCCUUCGCUGCGCUCCUUCGAAUCGAGCGACUCGCUGGCCUACACCAACACCAACACUGCCUUCAGUCACACGGUGGCCGCCUUGGCCAGAAGCCCGGGAAAUGCCGCCUUCCGACUGCCCUAUGUGGAUAUUGGAUUGGCGGUGGAGGGAGAGGAUGUGAAGACGAAUGGCGUGGGACGGCUGGAAACGGCGCCGUGGAGCAUCGAGCACAUUGCCCUCGGCGAGGUGGAGAGGCCCAGCUGGUGCUGCUACUAAGAUCUAUGCGAUCCCUAGGAUCGAUGUGAACCAAUGUGAUGUCAACAGAACCAGACUGCAGUUCGAAUAAGGCUUUAAGGGCCAACCAGCAUCGUUUAAGCAAUGAACCGAACCCAACUCUAGAUACGCAAAGACCAAAAUCAGCCGCCACAAAAGCAAACAGCAAGCUUGGCUUGAAGCUAUGUAUUAAUACACUGAUUAGGCUAGAUCCACCCAAGAUCCUCUCGAUCCACUGACAAGGCGCUGGGAUUAACCGCUUCGCCGUAAUAUUAAUUCUAGAUCCUAAGUGUAUACAGCAAUUGCCGCGUGCAUAUUAUGACUUUAUAUAUUUCAUUCGGUCUAAGCCCAUUUGACUUACCAACCAUAAGAUUAAUACACACACACAAACGCAAACACAAACACAGGGAACAACACUCACAAUACACUCACUCAGAAAACAUUGGAGCCGAAACACCAACUCAUGUACAAAGCAUUUUAUACAGCAUGCAUAUAAUAAAUAUAAAUGUAAUAAUGUA
Molecule: messenger RNA, 1623 nt
Organism: Drosophila ficusphila
Lineage: Eukaryota; Metazoa; Arthropoda; Insecta; Diptera; Drosophilidae
Gene: RabX1
Product: ras-related protein RABF2a
Exons: 3
Coding region: 323-1108 (261 amino acids)
Molecular function (GO): GTPase activity; GTP binding
Source: RefSeq, a predicted model, not a curated record